Messenger RNA from Umbelopsis ramanniana AG, 357 nucleotides. RefSeq lists its product as uncharacterized. Lineage: Eukaryota; Fungi; Mucoromycota; Umbelopsidomycetes; Umbelopsidales; Umbelopsidaceae. The record is from RefSeq and is a predicted model, not a curated record. Gene Ontology annotation, molecular function: DNA-binding transcription factor activity, RNA polymerase II-specific; RNA polymerase II cis-regulatory region sequence-specific DNA binding. Gene Ontology annotation, cellular component: nucleus. The transcript is spliced from 2 exons. The coding region runs from base 1 to 357 and encodes 118 amino acids. Gene Ontology annotation, biological process: regulation of transcription by RNA polymerase II.
AUGGAGGCCCCGUCCUUUGACUUGCGAGAGAAUGCCAAGCAACAACAACCCACCAAGGCACCACGAUCACGUGGCCGUCGAGUGUCCAGCCACCCCAACGUGCAUACAUCUGCCAAGAUGUUCACUUGCCCGCUGGACGGGUGCGGUAAAGUCUUUAAGCGAUCUGAGCACUUGAAGCGACAUAUUCGAUCCAUCCAUACCCUUGAGAAGCCUUUCGAAUGCCCAUACCAAACUUGCACAAAGCGAUUUUCUCGAUCAGAUAACUUGAACCAACAUAUUCGAAUCCAUCGACAUAACGGAAAAGAAAAAUCUUCCAACCGAGCCAGUUUCUCAAACUUUAUGCCUGGCUAUAUGUGA